UUAAACAAGGAAACAGAUCACCCUCUUGGGACAGAGGAUCCCUUUUCCAGACUGUGUCACGACUCACUCCAUAGCCUUAGCGAAGACCAUAAUAGAGUAAGCGUAGUGAGACUGAGUAGCUAGAGCGAAACGGACAGAACGAGGUGACACUGAAUCAUGGAUCUGGGUCUUCUGCUUGACAGUCUUACUCCUUCAUGGAAUUCUGUUGCUAUACUAGCAGCAUUUUUUGUGUACUUGGCAAUAGCUGGAUCUAUAUUGCCUGGAAAAAUUGUUCCUGGGGUUACCUUACAAGACAACACUCGUCUUCGUUAUCGCUGCAACGGCUUGGUUUCACUUCUUUUGCUGAUUGCGCUUAUUGGGGUUGCGGCUAAGAUCAAUGUCUUAUCGCUUACUGCGAUAUCAGACAGGGGUCUUGAUCUUCUUUCAACUACUUUUUUGUUCAGUGUACUGGUUACUUUACUCCUCUAUGCUUCUGGCCGCACUUCAAGAAAUCAGGAUUCUUCCUUGAAGCCUCAUAUCACAGGAAACCUUAUACAUGACUGGUGGUUUGGCAUACAGCUGAAUCCUCAGUUUUUGGGCAUUGAUCUCAAAUUUUUCUUCGUUAGAGCUGGAAUGAUGGGCUGGCUACUUAUCAAUCUGUCGGUUCUUGCAAGAAGUAUUGAAGACAGGACUUUGGAUAGGUCAAUGAUCCUGUUCCAGUUAUUCUCCACACUUUACAUCCUGGACUACUUUGUUCACGAGGAGUACAUGACUUCCACAUGGGACAUAAUAGCAGAGAGGUUAGGUUUCAUGCUGGUAUUUGGAGAUCUAGUGUGGAUCCCUUUCACUUUUAGCAUUCAGGGUUGGUGGCUUCUGCAUAAUAAGGUUGAAUUAACAACAGCUGCAGUUAUAGCAAAUUGUUUCGUCUUUAUAAUGGGGUAUUUAGUAUUUAGGGGAGCUAACAAGCAAAAGCACGUGUUUAAAAAGAAUCCAAAAGCACUAAUAUGGGGAAUGCCUCCAAAGGUUAUCGGUGGAAAGUUGCUUGCUUCUGGUUAUUGGGGAAUUGCAAGACACUGUAAUUACCUUGGGGACUUGUUGCUUGCAUUUUCCUUCAGCUUACCUUGUGGAAUAAGUUCCCCAGUUCCAUACUUCUAUCCAAUAUAUCUUCUAAUUCUGCUAAUAUGGAGAGAAAGAAGGGAUGAAGCUCGGUGUGCGGAGAAAUACAGAGAAAUCUGGGCAGAAUACUGCAAACUUGUCCCUUGGAGAAUAUUGCCUUAUGUCUAUUAGUAAUAGCAUAAUCAAAGGCUUUGUACUUGUAAACAAUGGCUUGUCUGCCUGGAGAUCUCUUGUGCUCUUUAUAUAAUUACUCAAAUUUUGUAUGCAAUUUUGCAUAAUCUUGCAAGGAAAAGAAAAGGGCUUUGCUGAAACAUAUUAUUCAUGGCUGUCAUUGAGGUUUACUGAGGAAACAAACAGUCAUGAAUAAAACAUAUUCCACAAUAUUCUUCCUCAACCAGUUCGUCAAGUCUUGUUAUCAUUUUAUUAAGGCCCUUGGGCCCAUUUUGAUGGAAAAGGAUUAUGACUGAUUCACUUCAA
Molecule: messenger RNA, 1572 nt
Organism: Humulus lupulus (European hop)
Lineage: Eukaryota; Viridiplantae; Streptophyta; Magnoliopsida; Rosales; Cannabaceae
Product: delta(14)-sterol reductase
Exons: 13
Coding region: 157-1266 (369 amino acids)
Biological process (GO): sterol biosynthetic process
Cellular component (GO): endoplasmic reticulum membrane
Molecular function (GO): Delta14-sterol reductase activity
Source: RefSeq, a predicted model, not a curated record